UAUUUUUCUCAAAGACGUAUUUCGUGACUUUAUGUGGUUCCUGGCUUAGCAGCUAAAGAGACGAGCACUUUGAUUGCUCAACAAGAACUUGCUCGCUCUUUAACUCUUCCAUGGCAUCUGCACUUUGGAGCUCACCUUCUCCUUCUUCGCUCUAUGAGAAUCAGCUGACCAAUCUUGUCCCAGCACACAAAGUUCGCCCCCGAGACCAUGGCACCACCCAUCAUCAUCAUCCUCCAGCUACUAAGUUCCGACUGGUGAAAGCUCAGCACCACGCACCGCACGUCUUGUUCAUCCACCCGUUAGACUUAAAUUCAAAAGUUUCCUUGGAAUUUUUGCCCGUCCAGGCUGCGAAAGGCGAUGGGCGCACGAAACCAAAGAGCAUGAUUUGCAGCGACUGCGACGGAAAUGGUGCAGUCUUGUGUUCUCAAUGCAAAGGCAGCGGUGUGAACUCUGAAGAUCUCUUCAAUGGACAGUUCAAAGCCGGCGACUCUUGCUGGCUUUGUGGGUAAGAGGCAGGAAGCACAUGCUGUGCGGAAACUGUAACGGCGCGGGGUUCAUCGGAGGUUUCAUGAGCACUUACGACGAGUGAAACUGGUCGAGUUGAGGCCGCAGGUGGUGAACGAUGGUACAUCUGCAAAGCUCUUUCAGGCUCAAGAUCAAAAAGCUGAUUCAAGGCGUCACUAGGAUUGAUCUUUCAUAGCAAUGUGUGGCUACUCGUUUUCGGUUUUUGGGUUCAAAUGUGUAGAUUUAGCUGGUUUUGUUC
This is a messenger RNA of Rhodamnia argentea, 763 nucleotides long. RefSeq names its product protein BUNDLE SHEATH DEFECTIVE 2, chloroplastic-like. NCBI's taxonomy places the organism in Eukaryota, Viridiplantae, Streptophyta, Magnoliopsida, Myrtales, Myrtaceae. The record is from RefSeq and is a predicted model, not a curated record. The coding region runs from base 111 to 509 and encodes 132 amino acids. Gene Ontology annotation, molecular function: protein folding chaperone. The transcript has 5 exons. Gene Ontology annotation, cellular component: protein folding chaperone complex; chloroplast stroma.